CAGCCCCUCCUCCGGGUCCCCCGGCGUUCCAUCCGGGCCCGCGUUCCACUCAGGCGGCCCGCCGGCGGGUGCCGGGCGGCGGCAGCGGAGACGGUGGCGCCAACCUCGCGCCCCGCCAAGACCCGGGCCCGCGCGCCCGCCCGCCAUCGGAGACAGACAGCGCGCGCGCUCCCCGGGGGCUGCCCUCCCCCUGCGCGCGUCGGCCCCGGGCUCGCGCCGCCGCCGCCGCGCGCGCGCAGCUCAAGUAAAGGAGGAAAAAAAAGGGGGAAAAAAUAGAAAGCGGCGGCGGCUGCAGCAGCGAUCCGCCGCCGGACUGGGCCAGGCCGGGUGGCUGACGUGCGAGCCGGCAAGCCGGGGGAGAGGCGGCGGCCAUCCAGGGCGGGCCGGGUUAAAAAAAAAGUCGCGGCGGCGGCUACUCAGGGAAGGAGGCCCGAGGGCCGCGUGCAGCGGGCGGGGGGCGGCUGCUCUGCGUCCCGGAGCCUAGAGCCGCCGGGAGCCGGCCGGCGGGCGAGCGGGCGGAGGCGGCUGCAGGAGCAGCAGCGGCGGCGGCGGCGGCGGCGGCAUCUCCUCCUCACAUGACCCCACUGUUUGUCCCCGUGAUCAGCGCGAGCGGCUCCCGUGUCUCCUCCGUCCCCUCCUGCCGCGCGGCGUGAGCGCCGGGCUCGGGGCCCCCCCGGCCGCCCGCCCCCUCCCCUCCCUCCCUCCCCUCCCCUCCCCUCCCCCCCGGGCCCGGCGCCCCCCCCGCCCCCACCCCCCCCAUGGACAUGCUGGACCCGGGUCUGGAUCCUGCUGCCUCGGCCACCGCUGCUGCCGCCGCCAGUCACGACAAGGGACCCGAGGCAGAGGAGGGCGUCGAGCUGCAGGAAGGCGGGGACGGCCCUGGGGCGGAGGAGCAGACGGCGGUGGCCAUCGCCAGCGUCCAGCAGGCGGCGUUCGGCGACCACAACAUCCAGUACCAGUUCCGCACAGAGAAUAAUGGAGGACAGGUGACAUACCGCGUAGUCCAGGUGACUGAUGGUCAGCUGGACGGCCAGGGCGACACAGCAGGCGCCGUCAGCGUGGUGUCUACGGCUGCCUUCGCGGGGGGGCAGCAGGCUGUGACCCAGGUGGGUGUGGAUGGGGCCACCCAGCGUCCCGGCCCCGCUGCUGCCUCUGUGCCCCCAGGUCCCGCAGCGCCCUUCCCACUGGCUGUAAUCCAAAAUCCCUUCAGCAAUGGUGGCAGCCCGGCAGCUGAGGCUGUCAGUGGGGAGGCACGAUUUGCCUAUUUCCCAGCGUCCAGUGUGGGAGAUACCACGGCUGUGUCCGUACAGACCACAGACCAGAGCUUGCAGGCCGGAGGCCAGUUCUAUGUCAUGAUGACGCCCCAGGACGUGCUUCAGACAGGAACGCAGAGGACAAUUGCGCCCCGGACACACCCCUACUCCCCGAAAAUCGACGGAACCAGAACGCCACGUGAUGAGAGAAGGAGAGCUCAGCAUAAUGAAGUGGAGAGGAGGCGGAGGGACAAGAUCAACAACUGGAUAGUCCAGCUUUCAAAAAUCAUUCCAGAUUGUAAUGCAGAUAACAGCAAGACGGGAGCGAGUAAAGGAGGCAUCCUGUCGAAGGCCUGCGACUACAUCCGGGAGCUGCGCCAGACCAACCAGCGCAUGCAGGAGACCUUCAAGGAGGCCGAGCGGCUGCAGAUGGACAACGAACUCCUGAGGCAGCAGCCCCCACUCAGCCCCGGCACUUCUAGUGGUCUCGCCUGGAGGCAAGAGGGAGGAGGACAGAGCCCCUGCCAUACCCCACUGCCUCCUUGGACUCUAGAGCAGGACAGCCGGACGGACAGCACGAUGGCGCUGAACAGGCAGACCUGGGCCACCUGUCUCCUGCUCCUCCUCCUGGCCAGCCUGACCAGUGGUGCCGUUCUCCCACCCCAGACCAGACAGCUAGCAGACCUCCAGACCCAGGACACAGCUGGAGCCGCAGCUGGCUUGAUGGUGAGAUCCCCUGGGAUUCCCUUCCGCGCCUCCCCCGCCUUCCCGUGCCUGCCCCCCGCUCACUGCCCUUCCUUCCCACAGCCUGUGCUCCAGAGACCAAGACGAGACACCCACUUCCCCAUCUGCGUUUUCUGCUGCGGCUGCUGUCAUAAAGCGAGGUGUGGGAUGUGCUGCAGGACGUAGAGCAGCCCGCCGCUCCAGUCCCCACCCCCCUCUUAUUUAUUCCUGCUGCCCUCCAACGCUUGGUGAAUGGUCUUGGAAUAAAAUGGCUGUUUCUAG
Molecule: messenger RNA, 2258 nt
Organism: Hippopotamus amphibius kiboko
Lineage: Eukaryota; Metazoa; Chordata; Mammalia; Artiodactyla; Hippopotamidae
Product: upstream stimulatory factor 2
Exons: 12
Coding region: 759-2162 (467 amino acids)
Biological process (GO): intracellular iron ion homeostasis; regulation of transcription by RNA polymerase II
Cellular component (GO): extracellular region
Molecular function (GO): DNA-binding transcription factor activity, RNA polymerase II-specific; RNA polymerase II cis-regulatory region sequence-specific DNA binding; protein dimerization activity
Source: RefSeq, a predicted model, not a curated record